AUGGUUGGAAAAAGUAAACUAUUUGUUGUUAAGAGGGAUGGUAGAAUGGAGGAGGUGCAUAUUGAUAAAAUAACAUCAAGAAUAAAGAAAUUAUGUUAUGGCCUAAAUAAUGAUUUUGUUGAUCCUGUUAGUAUAACAUUAAAAGUAAUAAGUGGUAUUUACUCGGGGGUGACAACAACUGAGCUUGAUAAUUUAGCUGCUGAAAUUGCAGCUACAAUGACUACUGAUCAUCCCGAUUAUGCAAUUUUAGCUGCUAGAAUAGCAAUUUCAAAUCUUCAUAAAGAAACCAAGAAGCACUUUUCAGCUGUCGUGUCAGAUUUAUAUAACAUUGUUAAUCCAUAUACAAAUAAAAGAUCACCGAUGAUAUCGGAGUUCCACUACAACAUUAUUAUGAAAAACAAGGACAGAUUAGAUUCUGCAAUAGUUUAUGACAGAGAUUUUAAAUACAACUACUUUGGUUUUAAAACUCUAGAAAGAUCAUAUUUAUUGAAAAUAAAUAAUAAGGUUGUGGAAAGGCCACAGCAGAUGCUUAUGCGAGUCUCAAUUGGCAUUCAUGGAGAAGACAUUGAUAGUGCUAUCAAUACCUAUAAUCUUUUAUCUGAAAAAUAUUUCACCCAUGCAAGUCCAACUCUGUUUUCAGCUGCUACACCAAGACCACAACUUUCCUCAUGUUUCCUUAUAGCUAUGAAAGAUGACAGCAUUGAAGGUAUUUACGAUACUUUAAAACAAUGUGCGUUAAUUUCAAAAUCAGCAGGAGGUAUUGGACUGCACACUCAUUGCAUUAGAGCUAGAGGUACUUACAUUGCUGGUACUAAUGGAAUUUCAAAUGGUCUUGUGCCUAUGUUAAGGGUGUACAACAAUACUGCUAGGUAUGUAGAUCAAGGAGGUAACAAACGUCCAGGUGCAUUCGCUGUGUAUUUAGAACCAUGGCACGCAGAUGUAUUUGAGUUCUUAGAUUUGAAGAAGAAUACAGGAAAAGAAGAAAUGAGGGCCAGAGAAUUGUUUUAUGCUCUAUGGAUACCAGAUUUGUUCAUGAAAAGAGUGGAAAAGAAUGAAAAUUGGAGUCUCAUGUGUCCUCACAACUGUCCUGGUCUGGCUGACUGUUGGGGCGAAGAGUUUGAAGCACUAUAUGAGAAAUAUGAGCAGGAAAAACGCUUUUUAAAACAAAUUCCUGCACAAGAAUUAUGGAAAGCAAUUAUCGAGGCUCAGGUAGAGACAGGCACACCAUAUAUGCUUUACAAGGAUGCAUGCAAUAGAAAAAGCAACCAAAAAAAUCUUGGCACUAUUAAAUGUAGUAAUCUUUGCACUGAAGUUGUACAAUACACUUCACCAGAUGAAGUGGCUGUGUGUAAUCUAGCUUCCAUAGCACUUAAUAUGUUUGUAGAAAACAAAGAAUACAACUUCAAAAAAUUAAAAGAAGUGACUAAGAUUGUAACUCAAAAUCUAAACAAAAUUAUUGAUGUCAAUUUCUAUCCAGUCGUAGAAGCAAAAAAUUCUAAUAUGAGACACAGACCUAUUGGUAUUGGUGUUCAGGGAUUGGCCGAUGCAUUUGUGUUAAUGAGAAUACCUUAUGAAAGUGAGAAAGCUAUACUUUUAAAUCAACAAAUAUUUGAAACUAUUUACUAUGGUGCAUUAGAAGCUAGUUGUGAAUUAGCAGAGAAAGAAGGAGUAUACAGCUCUUAUAAAGGAAGUCCAGCUAGCCAAGGUAUUUUACAAUAUGACAUGUGGAACAAGACUCCUACAGACCUGUGGGAUUGGGCUGCUCUUAAAGAGAAGAUAGCUAAACAUGGGCUACGCAACUCCCUUUUAUUAGCUCCUAUGCCAACUGCAUCUACUGCUCAAAUUCUUGGCAACAGUGAAUCCUUUGAACCAUUUACAUCAAACAUUUACCAAAGAAGAGUUCUGUCUGGAGAAUUUCUAGUUGUAAAUCAUCAUCUACUAACUGACUUGACUCAGGCUGAAUUAUGGGAUGACGAUAUGAAAAAUCUUAUCAUCUACAAUAAUGGAUCCAUACAAGAUAUUGAAAAGAUUCCCAAAGAAAUAAGAGAUCUUUAUAAAACAGUAUGGGAAAUUUCUUUAAAAACAUCUAUUCAAAUGGCGGCAGAUAGGGGAGCUUUUAUAGAUCAAAGUCAGUCAUUUAAUAUACAUGUUGCCAAACCAAAUUACGGAAAAUUGACGUCUAUUCAUUUCCAUGCAUGGAAGAUGGGACUGAAGACAGGAAUGUAUUACUUAAGAACUAAACCAGCUGCUAAUGCUAUUCAAUUUACAGUGGAUAAAGCUAAGAUUACUAAUGGACAAACAGAAUCUGAUGAAGCAAAAAUGUCAAUGAUUGCUUGUUCUUUGGCAAACAAAGAUGAAUGUUUGAGCUGUAGCUCU
Messenger RNA from Brenthis ino (lesser marbled fritillary), 2376 nucleotides. The record is from the annotation of a GenBank genome assembly. Lineage: Eukaryota; Metazoa; Arthropoda; Insecta; Lepidoptera; Nymphalidae.